UCAUUAGGCAACCAGAAAAUGCAAAAUGGAAGAAUACGCACGUGAACCAUGUCCCUGGAGGAUAGUAGACGAUUGCGGUGGAGCCUUCUCCAUGGGAUGCAUCGGUGGAGGUGUGGUCCAUUCUAUACUGGGAGCUAGAAAUGCACCGGCUGGUUUCAGGCAGAGAUUUAUUGGCAGUUUUUUAACAGUCAAACACAAAGCACCCAUUGUUGGGGGUAACUUUGCAGUAUGGGGCGGUCUGUUUUCCACAUUUGACUGCGCUCUUGUUCACAUACGUAAGAAGGAAGAUCCUUGGAAUUCCAUCACAAGCGGGGCGUUAACAGGAGCAGUCUUAGCAGCGAGAAAUGGAGCAGUCGCAAUGGCUGGAUCAGCAAUGAUCGGUGGUGUAUUAUUGGCCAUGAUUGAAGGCAUCGGUAUCUUGAUGACGAGAAUGUCAGCAGAUCAGUUUAGACCAGUGAAUCCCCAGAUGGAAGACCCCUCCCAGCUAGGACCCAAAGCUCCGCCCCCCUUCGGCAACACGCAGUAUCAAUGAUAGCAAC
Messenger RNA from Patiria miniata (bat star), 539 nucleotides. RefSeq names its product mitochondrial import inner membrane translocase subunit Tim17-B-like. Gene Ontology annotation, biological process: protein import into mitochondrial matrix. The transcript has 7 exons. Gene Ontology annotation, cellular component: TIM23 mitochondrial import inner membrane translocase complex; mitochondrial inner membrane. Gene Ontology annotation, molecular function: transmembrane protein transporter activity. The record is from RefSeq and is a predicted model, not a curated record. The coding region runs from base 26 to 532 and encodes 168 amino acids. Lineage: Eukaryota; Metazoa; Echinodermata; Asteroidea; Valvatida; Asterinidae.